Lottia gigantea (owl limpet) is the source of this 939-nucleotide messenger RNA. RefSeq lists its product as hypothetical. The record is from RefSeq and is a predicted model, not a curated record. The coding region runs from base 1 to 939 and encodes 312 amino acids. NCBI's taxonomy places the organism in Eukaryota, Metazoa, Mollusca, Gastropoda, Lottiidae. The transcript has a single exon.
AUGGCAGUUAAUUCGUUACAUUAUGGCUUCCAAUCUACUGGAGCUCACUUUAUUGACUUUAACGAUAUCCAUUUAGAAUCUGAUGAAAAGGCAGAAGAUCUUUACCAACGCCUAUCAGCUUUUGUUGAAGAUAACUUACUACGACAAGGUGGAAAUAUCACACAUCAUGGUGUCGACGUUACCGAAGAUGAAGAAGCCUCGCCAACAUUGGAAAAUCUGGUGGUACUAAGUUGGUUGAGACUCAUCCACCACGACCUGCCCAAACUUGUGAAACAACGUUAUGGCACGGAAUUGAGAACACGCACUCUUGCUUCCAUAAAACCUGAAAUCUCCCAAGCUUUGGAAUCUCUGCUUCUCGAGAUCCACACCAGAACUAUGCGAACAAGCACAGGUGACCAGUUUUUAUUUUCUAGAGGCAAUCCGAAGGCUAGCAAUGGGCGAACCACAACCAAACCUAACCGAGCAACUAAGGUUUGUCCUAAAUGUCAGCAAGCUAAGCGACCAUACUUUAAUCACUUUUUAAGUGAGUGUCGAUUCUUACCCGACCAAGAUCGUAAAUUCUUGGCAAAAGCUAGACAGAUCACGAAGGUCGUGGACGAUACUUCUGAAUUUCCUCAGGAAGAAAAUACUGGCCCUUCACAUUCGGAACCGGCAACAACAUUACGUGUACAAGUAAGACAAUCACCUUAUCUCAACGCAUUCUAUGCCCACCAUGUAGCACACAUCACCAUAGAUAGUGGUGCUACAGGAAACUUGAUUAGCCAUUCUACCGUUAAAAAAUUCGGCAUCGUAAUGUCCAAAAGUUCCCAGUCAGCACGGCAGGCAGAUGGCCAAUCACCACUCAAAGUCAUUGGCGAAGUUAUAUUAUAUUCACUAGAGAUGAUAGAUCUUUUACAUUUGAAGGAAUGGUUGUAUAGUCACUUGACGUUGAAAUAUUAG